Gaeumannomyces tritici R3-111a-1 is the source of this 2070-nucleotide messenger RNA. RefSeq lists its product as hypothetical. The coding region runs from base 91 to 2070 and encodes 659 amino acids. Lineage: Eukaryota; Fungi; Ascomycota; Sordariomycetes; Magnaporthales; Magnaporthaceae. The transcript has a single exon. The record is from RefSeq and is a predicted model, not a curated record. Gene Ontology annotation, molecular function: DNA-binding transcription factor activity, RNA polymerase II-specific; transcription cis-regulatory region binding. Gene Ontology annotation, biological process: regulation of DNA-templated transcription. Gene Ontology annotation, cellular component: nucleus.
GUUGAUGGAGCAUCCAGCCGCCCGCAGGGCGGCCCUGCCAGCGUGGGUGCCAUCGACAUCGCGUCUCCCUCGGUCCCAACAAGCACCCCAAUGGGUGGCAGCUCCGCAUCGCCAGGGACCGUCACCACCAUCACGUCCGCCGCCACCAUUGGCUUUGGCGCCCUUGGCCUGCAGGGCGGCAGCGGACAGACGGCGGCGGCGAGGGCUCCCAAGAGGCGGAAGCAGUCUCACUACGAGGUCGCCACGCUGUCGGCCCCAGACCUAGUCAACGCCGGCGUGAUCACGGCGCAGGAUGCCGAGGCUUACUUCCGCGCCUUCUUCUCGGGCUGCCACCGCUUCGUGCCCGUCUUUGAUCCAGGCCACGACACCAUGGACUCAGUCCGCCGCCGGAGCCCGCUGCUGUUUGGCACCAUCUGCUCCGUCGGCUGCCGCGUCCUGUCGGGCCCCGACUCCCACCACUGCCGCCUGCUGGGGUUCCACACACAGCGCAUGCUCAACGCUGCCGUUCUGGCUCCCAGCCCGACGCGGGGUAGCGUCUCGCCCCCAGGCUCCAAAUGCUCGGUCGAGACGAUACAGGCCUUGCUGGUUAAAGCCUGCUACGCGUCGGAGCGGUCACUCCUCGUGGUCAUCGCCAUGCGCAUGGCCAUAGACCUGGGCCUCCCCGAGGCCUACGACACGCUCACCGCAAGGUCUGCUUCCCGCAGGAGCAGGGGCUGCGCCGCCGGCAAAGGAGGACCGGGAGCAGGACGGCGCGACGACAGCUCGGCCGCGGGCGGCGACGAGGGCGACGAGGAGGCGGCGCUGAUGCGCAAGACGCGCACGUGGCUCCACAUCGCUGUCAUGAGCCACAUCAUGCACGUCGACGCCGGCGACCUCCCCACGCUGCGCUUCCGCGGCGCCGCCAGCCGCUGCCGCAUCCUCCUCGAGUCCCAGUCGGCUACGGACGAGGACCUCCACCUGCUCCCGCAGGUCGAGCUAAACGCCAUCCGCGCUCGCAUCCGGGCCUCGCUGGCCCAGCUGUCCAGCGGUGGCGGCAGCAGCAACUGCAACAGCAGUGGCAGCAACAGCCCCGGCGCGCACUGCGGCGGCGGCGGCGGCGAUGACGAGGCGCUGAUGGACGUGGUGCGCGGGGCACGCAUCGACAUCGACGUGUGGUUCGGCGACUGGACGCGCGUGCUGGCGCCGCACCUGGCGCGGCUGCCCUGGCUGGCGCCCAACCUGGCCGUGCAGCGCUUCUGGUCCGACGGCAUGGCCAUGUGCUCGGCCGUGCGCUGCCUAGGGCUCGAGGACGUGAGUGCCAUGACGCCCGCCCAGCGCGCCGUCCUGCUCAUGGCCAAGGCCUCGCUGCGUGACCACCUCGACGUGGUGCUGCAGGAGCCGCGCCUGUAUCUGGCCAACCUGCGCUACGCCGCCGAUUUUGUGUGGGCCAAGAACGCCUUUUGCCUGCUGCUGCUGCUGAAGCUGGACAUGCUCCUGCCGGACGGCGACGACGAUGAGGACGAUGACGGCGGUGGUGGUGUGGGUGGCCGCGCCGCGCUGGUCGCCAAGAGCCGCGCCCUGCUGGCCGAGUUCGCCCGGUCCGUGGGGCCCAACAGCGGCGGCGGCGGCGGUGCGGGUGCGGGGACUGCCAAGAGCAACACGGGCGCCAUGUACCUGCACCUGGUCAGGGUGAGCAUCGAAAAGUACAGCCAGGCGCUGCAGUCCGACGCCAGCCGCGGCGACGGCAUCCCACCAGCGAACGUGCCACCGCUGCCGCCUCCCGUGUCUGCAGAGAUGGCAGCGGCCGGCAGCGACGGCAGAGGCGUGACAGCGGUCUCUGGCCCUCCUGGCACCGGGGCGGCGGUGUCGGCGUCGGCGCCAGCUCCGGCAGCCGGAGAGGGCGGGCAAACGGACCUCGAGUCCUUCGUUCCGGACCAGUUCGUGUUCGAGUGGGACUUCCCGGGGCUUACACUCUUCUCGUCGCCCACCACCGAGGCCACGUGGUUCGACGACUUUUUGACGGGGGCCCUGGACGGCGCCGACGACUUUUACGGCGGCCUGGGGUGGGCUUCGGUGGACUUUUCCGUCUAA